CGUUGAAGUCAUGAAUCACAUUUACUGUUCCUGAACAUGAACGUUGUUCAUUGGUCAACCUUGUCUACCAAAUCGGUAUAAAUACAUCUUUUGCAAUGUCCACAUCAGCAGGAUCGAUCGGCUCACAUUUCCACCAACUAGUAAUCCUACUUGACGAUUGAACAAAACUAUAUCCCUACAUAGAUAUGAACAACGUUUUUGCCCUCGGAGUACUCGCCUGUCUGUGCUUGUCAGUUUAUGGGGAGGGAUAUGGUAAUGGCGGGAACAAAGUACUUCCAGCAAAACAGUUUUGGCACAAAGAACCCUCAUUACACCGACAUGGUGCCGUGGGACUCUACCCAAACAACAUCCAAUUAGCGGGGAACUUUUUCCAGUAUCAGGCUCACAAACCACAGUUCCUUGGUCCGAAAAAAACAAUUCACCAUAACUAUGGCGGAAAGGGGUUCAAUGGUUACGGAAAUCACGGCCCUAAGGUUGGAGGCGCUCCCCCAGUAAUGCCGAUGCCCUAUCACGGAUAUGGAGAAAGUGCCCUAGGAUUUUCCGGAGGAUUCGACCCCUAUUACGUUGACCCCAGACCUGGUGUACCAGAGACAUUGGACUAUCUAGUUGCCAGAGGAGGAGAGUUCGUUAAAAAGAAUUGGAAAUCCCUCGCAUUAGCCGGAGCAGGUCUUUAUCUCCUGAAGAAGAACUAACCUUUCACCACCAAGAAGAAAUCCUAUCUGUUCCGGACACCGGAUCAAGCUUUAUAGUUCAUCUAUUGUUAUUUAUUGUCCUGUUGGCCAUAAAGUGCUAUUUAUAAACGUUGAAGCAUU
Pecten maximus is the source of this 812-nucleotide messenger RNA. RefSeq lists its product as uncharacterized. The record is from RefSeq and is a predicted model, not a curated record. The transcript has 2 exons. The coding region runs from base 186 to 692 and encodes 168 amino acids. NCBI's taxonomy places the organism in Eukaryota, Metazoa, Mollusca, Bivalvia, Pectinida, Pectinidae.